Malania oleifera is the source of this 889-nucleotide messenger RNA. RefSeq names its product probable plastid-lipid-associated protein 8, chloroplastic. The transcript has 4 exons. Bases 47 to 775 code for a protein of 242 amino acids. Lineage: Eukaryota; Viridiplantae; Streptophyta; Magnoliopsida; Santalales; Ximeniaceae. The record is from RefSeq and is a predicted model, not a curated record.
GAUAAUUGUAACAGUCAGAUAUUUCUAAUUAUUAGCGAGGGGGCUCAUGGCGACUGCUGCGUCUCCUUCUUCUUCUGCUCUGUUCUCUGUUUUCGAAGCCACUCGAUUCUCCAAACUUCAAACCCUAACUUCUCGCCCAAACCCGCAGGUUUUCCGCACUGUUCUGCUUCGUAGCAAUCGGCACCUGAAGUCUCAGAGAAUCUGCGCUUCCGUUUCUGCAACGCCGGCGGUUCGAACCCGGCCGGAUGAUCUCGUCGCUUCCAUUCUUUCCAAGGUGACACAAACAGAUCGUGGGGUUUUGCUAUCUAGUGAAGAGCACAAAGAGGUAGCUGAACUAGCUCAAGAAUUGCAGAAAUAUUGUGUUGAGAAACCAGUUCAAUGUCCUCUUAUAUUUGGAGAGUGGGAUGUGGUUUACUGCUCCGUGCCAACAUCACCAGGGGGUGGCUACAGGAGUGCAAUUGGACGCCUUGUUUUCAAAACAAAGGAAAUGAUUCAGGUGGUUGAUGCUCCCGACACUGUGAGAAAUAAGGUGUCCUUUUCUGCUUUGGGAUUCAUUGAUGGAGAGGUCUCUUUGAAAGGAAAACUGAAGGCUUUGGAUCAUAAAUGGAUCCAAGUUGUAUUUGAGCCACCUGAACUCAAAGUAGGACCAUGGAACUUUAGGUAUGGUGGGGAGAGUGAGGUGAAGCUGGAGAUUACUUACAUAGAUGAGAAGAUCAGGUUGGGCAAGGGCUCUAAAGGUUCUCUGUUCGUUUUUGAAAGAUGCAAACAGGCAUAGACCUCAUGAAAGGUUCACCAUUCAUACAGUUUUUUUCCCAUCCUAAAUUUCUCAUUUCUAGUUUCAAUGUUAAUAUGACAUCAUUGCCUCUCAAUCUAAUGAGCUAUUACCCUA